Camellia sinensis is the source of this 624-nucleotide messenger RNA. Lineage: Eukaryota; Viridiplantae; Streptophyta; Magnoliopsida; Ericales; Theaceae. The record is from RefSeq and is a predicted model, not a curated record.
AUGGUGAUCUUAACAGCUAGAGAUGAGAAGAGGGGUACUGAAGCUGUUGAAAAUCUCAAAGCUUGUGGGUUAUCUGAUAUUUUUUUUCAUCAACUUGAUGUUACAGACUCUGCUAGUAUUGCUUAUUUAGCAGAUUACAUCAAAAAUAAAUUUGGAAAGCUCAACAUAUUGGUGAACAAUGCAGGGGUCAACGGAGUCAUAAUGGAUGCAGAGUCUUUCACUAGUUUAAAGCUUAAGUUUGGAGAGGCUGAAAUGGCAAAAAAGGUUAUAAAACAAACCUAUGAAACAGCCGAAGGGCGUCUACGAACAAAUUACUACAGGCAUAAACAGCUAUCUCAAGCUCUCAUUCCACUUCUUCGGCUCUCUGGUUCUGCAAGAAUUGUUAAUGUCUUAUCCAGUUUGGGGCAACUAAAGGAUGCUAAAGAGGAUUUAUUAAAGGCUGGUCUGUUCUCUCUACUUGUGUUGUCUCCAAAGCAGCUAUUAAUGGCUACACAAGACAUGAGCUUUAAUAGUGGACACUACACGGAUGAACAAGGUGCAAAAGGUCCUGUAAAGCUAGUUUUGACAGUUGGUGAUGCGCCUUCUGGCCUGUUCUUCUUUCAGAGGGAAAAAACGACCUUUUAG